Acanthosepion pharaonis is the source of this 927-nucleotide messenger RNA. Lineage: Eukaryota; Metazoa; Mollusca; Cephalopoda; Sepiida; Sepiidae. The record is from the annotation of a GenBank genome assembly.
AUGAAUAGGCCGGGGUGUACUCAAGGGAUUAGAUCAGGCUGGAAAGUUCUUCUUCGGCGCGACGAUGGAUUCUUAUUAUUUAAACUCUCUCUCUCUCUCUCUCUCUCUCUCUCUCUCUCUCUCUAUCUAUCUAUCUAUCUAUCUAUCUUACUGAAAAGAAAUCAAUCUUUGUCUUCCCACCUCAUCGUUUUCACUGUUCUUUCUACCGCUAACACUUCUUUCACCAUUAAUCCUCUCUUCCUCCGCCUUCUUUAUGAUUUUUCCUUCUCGAUUUCGUUUUCUUCUUCUUCUUCUUCUUCUUCUUCUUCUUCUUCUUCUUCUUCUUUUCGCUUUAUUCUUCUUCUUUUCGCUUUCUUCUCGAUUUCUUCUUCUUCAUCAUUUUCUUCUCCUUCUUUUCGCUUUCUUCUCGAUUUCUUCUUCUUCAUCAUUUUCUUCUCCUUCUUUUCGCUUUCUUCUCGAUUUCUUCUUCUUCAUCAUUUUCUUCUCCUUCUUUUCGCUUUCUUCUCGAUUUCUUCUUCUUCAUCAUUUUCUUCUCCUUCUUUUCGCUUUCUUCUCGAUUUCUUCUUCUUCAUCAUUUUCUUCUCCUUCUUUUCGAUUUCUUCUCGAUUUCUUCUUCUUCAUCAUUUUCUUCUCCUUCUUUUCGAUUUCUUCUCGAUUUCUUCUUCUUCAUCAUUUUCUUCUCCUUCUUUUCGAUUUCUUCUCGAUUUCUUCUUCUUCAUCAUUUUCUUCUUCUUUUCGAUUUCUUUUCGAUUUCUUUUUAUUCUUCUUCUCGAUUUUUUCUUCUUCUUCGUAAUUUUUUCUUCUUUUCGAUUUCUUCUUCUUCUUCUUUUCGCUUUCUUCUCGAUUUCUUCAUCAUCUUCUUCUUCUUCUUUUUCGAUUUCUUCUUCUUCUUCUUCUUCAUUUUCUUCUCCUUUUUCUUUCUCUUAA